Messenger RNA from Colletotrichum karsti, 1140 nucleotides. RefSeq lists its product as uncharacterized. Lineage: Eukaryota; Fungi; Ascomycota; Sordariomycetes; Glomerellales; Glomerellaceae. The coding region runs from base 1 to 1140 and encodes 379 amino acids. The record is from RefSeq and is a predicted model, not a curated record. The transcript is spliced from 2 exons.
AUGUACCUUACGCGCCUCCAUCCUCACCUUCUUGCAGCCGGGGUUCUUAUUGGCCUGGUCUCUGCUGAACAGCAUGCUCGCCGCGGCGUUGAGUGUUAUUUUGACACACAGGCGGCCAGUGGCGAUACUUGCGAGAGUCUUGCGUCAGCCUGGGGCCUCUCGACGGAUGACUUCGUCAAGCUCAACCCUGGUGUGAUCUGCCCAAACCUCGAAGCUGGCAAGACGUACUGCGUCGUCGGCGACUCGACUCCUGACCAGUCGACAUCAUCCUCCCUUCCUCCGAAGAUCUCCUCUACCACUAGCACUACCAGUGCGGUCUUGACCACCACCACCGUGUCUUCCACCACAAUCAAGACGACUCCUUCGACCUCCACCAUGCCAUUGGCCACGAGCAAGACGACAUCAGUGACCACAAUUCUACCUUCAACCACGAGCCAGACGACAUCUACUACUACCAGCAAACCUAUCACCACCACUCAGUCGACUACUAUGAAGACGUCGACAGCAGCUGCACCAAGCAACUCCCCAACUAUGCCUGGUGCUGCGUCAAACUGCAACAAGUGGUAUAAGAUUACCUCCGGCGAUACCUGCGAUGUUGUUGCCACCAAGAACGGCAUUACCGUUACCCAAUUAAGGAGCUGGAACACCCAGAUUAAUACCUCAUGCUCCAACCUCUGGGCUGACUAUUACGUUUGCACCGGCGUCCCCGGCGCCGCUCCGACGACGACGACGACGACAACUGCCCCACCCGCGCCGAGCAACUCCCCCGCUUUACCCGGUGCUGUGUCCAACUGCAACAAGUGGUACAAGAUUGCCUCUGGUGAUACUUGUGACGUUCUCGCUGGCAAGAACGCCAUUACCGUCGCCCAGCUCUAUCGCUGGAACACUCAGAUCAACUCCAGCUGUAACAACCUCCUCCUGGGAUACUACGCCUGUGUCGGCAUCCCCGGCGCUGCGGCUCCCAUGCCUGGCAUCGUGUCCAACUGCAAGCGCUACUACCAGGUGGUCUCCGGCGACAGCUGCGAUAGUAUCGCCCAGAAGAACGGUAUCACGGUGGCCAAUUUCCGGCGUUGGAAUACUGCUAUCAACACCGGAUGUACGAACUUGUGGGCUGAUGCGUUGGUCUGCACUAGUGCGUAA